Messenger RNA from Suncus etruscus (white-toothed pygmy shrew), 2610 nucleotides. RefSeq names its product chromogranin B (gene CHGB). Lineage: Eukaryota; Metazoa; Chordata; Mammalia; Eulipotyphla; Soricidae. Gene Ontology annotation, cellular component: secretory granule. Bases 316 to 2304 code for a protein of 662 amino acids. The transcript is spliced from 5 exons. The record is from RefSeq and is a predicted model, not a curated record.
GUUGCCUGUGCUCUCCCAAACCCGCUCCAGCCUUGGCCCUGCACCCCCUGGGCGACUGCCCUGCCUUGCCUGUGGCCUUGAGAGCGCAGCCACCCCCGGGGAGCCACCUGGUGACGUCAGGGCCGAGCGAGGGGGCGACUCCUCCCUGUGCCCGCCCCUCCAGGCUCUUUAAGAGCGGGGCCUGCGCCUGGAGCCCCGCAGCACCAGGGGGACCGAUCCUCGCCUCGCCUCGCCUCGCCUCGCUUUCCUUCCCCUCUGCUGCUCCGAUCCGCUCUCCGUGCAGCCCUGCAGAGCCGAGCCGGGCCGGGCCGGGCCAUGCAUCCCGCGGUGCUUCUCGGCCUUCUGGGAGCGGCGGCGGUUGUUGGCUCUGUGCCAGUGGAUAAUGGGAACCACAAUGAAGAAAUGGUGACUCGAUGCAUCAUCGAAGUCCUCUCAAGUGCCCUGUCUAAGUCUGGCACACCCCCCAUCACCCCUGAGUGCCGACAAAUCCUGAAGAAGAGUGGAAAAGAAGUGAAAGAUGAAGAGAAAAGUGGGAAUGAAAACACAAGGUUUGAGGUCAGGUUGUUAAGAGACCAAAUUGAUGCCUCAGAAGCCCACGGACCCCCGGGCAGAGAAGGAGUAGAAACUCCCAAGAAAGAGAACCCCCAAGAUUCAGCAAUAGCUACAGAAACAGAAGGGGGUGGACACAGCCAUGAGGAAGAAGUUAAGCCCCAUGAGAGCCUUCCCCCCUUCUCCAACAGUCAUGUCUCCAAAGAAGCAAAAGCACAACAUUCCGACCUGAGCUCAGGAGAGAAGCAAGCCAAGGAGAAGGAGAAGCAGCCCAAGGGGGCACGAGAAGAUGCCAGCGAAGAGCUGCACAUUGAAGAGCCAUUGGAGACACAGAACAUUUUUCUCCACACGAGAAACCAGGCCACCUUGAAUGACAGAGAAGACACUGUGUCCCCUUAUGGUGAGCGCUUGGAGGGGAAGACACACAGCCGGGAGAGGAGUAGCCAGGAGAGUGGAGAAGAAACGGGGAGCUUCGAGAAAUACCCCCACACAUCUGAAAGUCAGGUUGAAAGCCAGCAGGAAUCCAAGGAGAGUGGGGAAGAGGCCAGUCCUGAGGUGGACAAACGACUCUUGAGGCACCACCCUUCUAGGACCAGGCCUGACAGGUCUUCCCAAGAAUGGAAUCUUGAGAACAAGGGAAAAGACCAUCCUGGGGAAGCCUUUGAAGAAUCAAACGCAGCCUGGACCAGUUUAGGGAACAGGCAGGACUACCAUCCAAGCCCCAAUAGGGCUUUCCAGCAAGAAUCAGAAUAUGGCGGAAGAGUGAGGAGUUCUCCAGCUGUCCAGCUUCCUGAGAGGAUGGAGGGGGGAUAUCACAGGGGCAGAGGAAAUGAUGAGUACAGGGCUCCAACUUCUCCCAUUGAAGAGAGCCAGGAGGGGGAAGGGCAGAGGAAUUACUAUAGCCCAGAGCCUGAUUAUAUAGCACCAGAAUACAGUGAAGAAGGCAAGGAAGAGAAGGGCUGGGAGUGGGGUCCACGCCCCGAAGCUAAGUCUGGUGAGCCAGAGGCAAGCAACAAAGAAGACAAAAGGUUCUUGGGUGAAAGCUACCACCAGGUUGGAGUAAACCCUAUGGACAAGGCAAGGAGGUAUCCACAAGGUGAUUGGGAUGAGCAAAACAGAAACAAUCUUAAGUACGGGCAAGGGAGAGGUGAGGAAGGAGUCCAUGGAAGAUGGCAGCAGCCAGAAUAUCUGCCAGAGAGCAGGCCGAGGGAGGAAGCCCAGCUUCUGGGCCAACGGUCCACUCCCCACCACACCUCUUAUGAGACCAAGAGGCUCAGGGAGCUGCUGGACUCAUAUUAUCGCCCAACCCAGUGGAAGAGCAACCAUUAUGAGAGGAAAGACAAUAUGGAGGAUGGUUUCUUGGAGGGUGAGGAGGAUAACGGGCUAGCCUUGAACGAGAAGAAUUUUUCCCCAGAAUACAGCUAUGAUUGGUGGGAAAAGAAGCCUUUCGAGGACAAUGUGAACUGGGGCUAUGAGAAGAGGAAUAUGGGCCCCCAACUGGUUCCAAAGAGGCAGUAUGACAGAGUGGCUGAACUGGACCAGCUCCUUCACUACAGGAAGAAGGCUGCCGAGUUUCCUGACUUCUAUGACUCUGAGGAGCCAAUGAGUCUGCACCAAGCAGCAGAAGUUGAAGGAGAAAGGGCUGGCCAAGGUGUCCUGACAGAAGAGGAGAAAAAAGAACUUGAAAACUUGGCUGCAAUGGAUUUGGAACUUCAGAAAAUAGCCGAAAAGUUUAGUGGUAAUCGAGGGGGCUGAUAUAACUGUUGGGACAAAUGACUAUUGUAGACAGCAACUCUGACAUUAUCUAUUUUUCAUCACUUUAUUGAAAGACACUCUUUAGUUGUCUGAAGAGAGAAAGCAUUUAUUAUUGAUCGAAUGUUUGACAUAAUUGGAAAAGUAUUUUUUGUAGAAUGAAUUUGAAAAAUUAGUAGCAUGACUUACAGCAUAUUCUUUCUGCAAAGUAGACAUAUUUACAUGCUUGUGACCAUGACUGUGCUACUAUCCUUAAAAAUAUAUCUCUGUUUCUGUUUGAAAUAAUAAAAGAUUCAUCUAAGGCCAUAA